This is a messenger RNA of Coniosporium apollinis CBS 100218, 1368 nucleotides long. RefSeq lists its product as uncharacterized. Gene Ontology annotation, molecular function: hydrolase activity, hydrolyzing O-glycosyl compounds. Gene Ontology annotation, biological process: carbohydrate metabolic process. Lineage: Eukaryota; Fungi; Ascomycota; Dothideomycetes. The record is from RefSeq and is a predicted model, not a curated record. The transcript is spliced from 2 exons. Bases 1 to 1368 code for a protein of 455 amino acids.
AUGUACAACCACCGUCAGGAGACGGCCAACAGUUCGGCGGCCGUGACGCCCGUACGGGCAGGCACGCCGGACAGCGACACGAUCACGCCUGUUGCGCGCAUAAACCCAUUCGCGACCCCAUAUGGCUCAAUGCCAGCUUCGAGAACCGGCUCGACAACCGGUUUACAGCUCCCAGAACAGCGAUAUUUUCAUUCCAGGCGGAUGAAGAAGGGUACCGUGGAGAGGCCAUGGAUGGACAGAAAAGACCCGAAAGAGAAAUGGGUCACAAUCAUUCCGCUACUUGGUAUUUUCUUCGGCCUGGCGAUCACCGGUGUGCUCAUCUGGGACGGCCUGCGCACCGUGGUCAAUCACGUCUACUGCCCGGUCCUUGAUGAGGACUUCUCUGGAGGCCUCAACAGCGCAGUAUGGACGAAGGAAGCUGAGGUCGGCGGGUUUGGCAACGGCCAAUUCGAGAUGACUACCACUAACGACGAGAACGUCUUCGUGCGAGACGGCCAGCUCUACAUCAAGCCGACCGUCCAGGAUCCUGCUCUGAUCGAGUCAAACAACGUCAUCGAUCUUCUCGCCGAUGGCUCCUGCAGCUCAACUCUGUGGUCCAAUUGCAUUACUGGAACAAACGUCACCAACGGCACCAUCGUAAACCCGGUUAAAUCGGGACGCAUCAACACCAAAGCGGGUGCUACCCUCCAGUAUGGUCGUGUCGAGGUUACGGCCAAACUUCCCGCUGGAGACUGGAUGUGGCCUGCCAUUUGGAUGUUGCCAGUUGACAGCAAGUACGGUCCCUGGCCGCGCUCCGGCGAGAUUGAUAUCAUGGAAUCUCGCGGCAACAAUUACACCUACCAACAAGGCGGAAACAACAUUGUCAGCAGCGCCCUGCACUGGGGCCCCAACUCUGCGAACGACGCUUGGUGGCGCAACAACGUGAAGCGCAAGGCUCUGCACACCACCUACUCCGCAGGCUUUCACACCUUCGGUCUGGAGUGGUCUGAAAAGUACAUCUUCACGUAUAUCGACACCCGUCUGCUUCAGGUCAUGUACACGCAGUUCGACAAGCCUCUCUGGAAGCUAGGCCAGUUCCCUCUCUCCGACAGCAACGGCACUCGUCUCCAAGAUCCCUGGAGUUUCACCGGCAGAGAUAACACACCCUUCGAUCAGGAGUUCUACCUCAUCCUCAAUGUCGGGGUUGGCGGCACCAACGGCUGGUUCAAGGACGGCGAAUCCAACAAGCCUUGGGUCGACAGCAGCAAGACCGCAAGGAAGGACUUUUGGGAGGCUCGCGAGCAGUGGGAGCCGACGUGGGAGAAGGACGGCCAGAUGAUUGUCAAGUCUGUCAAGAUUUGGCAGCAGCAAGGCUACAAGGGCUGUUAG